GACAACGUCACCAUCAGCAUCGAUGGCGUUCUGUUCCUGCGGGUGGUGGACCCCUACCAGGCAUCCUACGGCGUGCACAACCCCAUCUUCGCGGUCACGCAGCUGGCCCAGACGACGAUGAGGUCCGAGAUCGGCAAGAUGACGCUGGACAAGACCUUCGAGGAGCGUGACCACAUGAACUCCUCGAUCGUGGCCAUCGUCAACGAGGCUGCGAAG
Prorocentrum cordatum is the source of this 216-nucleotide messenger RNA. The record is from the annotation of a GenBank genome assembly. NCBI's taxonomy places the organism in Eukaryota, Dinophyceae, Prorocentrales, Prorocentraceae.